AUGCGUUGGUUUAGGGUGGACAACUUUUUCCAAUCGAUUCGUCCGGUUUAUCUGGCGGCCAAGCUAUUUUUGCUGCACUUUGAAACGCUCGAUUUCGACAAGCGAACCCGCCGUCGGACGCUUUUGGAUCAGAUUCGGUUCGUGCUAAGUUUGGUGUUGGAUUUAUUCCUAACAUUGGUGGCUUUGCAAAACAUUACUAUCAUGAUGACAAUGUCGGACUCGAUACUCCUGAACAUGGGUUACUACGGAUCGUUUCUGCUGUCCUGCCUGGUCUCGGCGGCCAUUCCAUCGUGGAACAGUUGGCAGGCAGAUUCGCUGUUUGAAUUAUAUGACAACAUUGCUACCGUCGAUGAAAAACUAAAACAGAUAGGAAUCUUCAUCGAUCAUCAGAAGCAUCAUUUGGUGUCUACCCUCGUCACCAUUUUCGCAAUCUUGAUUCCUGUCUUCAUGUUCACUAUCACUACAUAUAUGUACUUUUUCGAAACUUCCUUUGCCGUGGCCAGGCUGUUUCCUGAUUUCAUAAUGAUCGUUCCCUCUCUUCGAGCGAUCUUGAUUUCAGAAAUCCACUCGUGCUAUCUGAUGCUGACACUGCUAUCGCUGCGGAAUCGCUUUGCCGUUUUGAACGAAACCAUCAAACAACACUUCCAGACUGUUGAUAACACGGAGUAUUACGAUCGAAUCAUAAGAAAUUUCGCUGAUCUACAUGAUCUCCUGUCCGACACGGUCGAAAUUUACAACAGCUGCUUUUCAGUUCAGGCUAUGAUUUUGCUGACUGCCAACUUCGGUUUUACCUUGUUUGCGCUGUUCGGCGUGGUUCAUGCGACCGCAUCCCGGGCUGAUGAAAUCACACUGCAGGUUGCCUGGUCUAACACGAUCUUCGCAGUGAUUCCCAUGUCCUUCCUUCUGCAAAUGGUACUCUACUCUGGAUUAGUUCACUGCGAGUGCAAACAAACGGCAGUUUUGAUUCACAAAGUAAUAAGCAACGGUGAGCACAGUCGAAAGAUUUUUAGAGAGCUUCGUGGCUUCUCUCAGCAACUGCAGCAUCACGCACCGAAAGUAUCUUGCAAAGUGUUUAAUUUCGAUUGGACGUUAUUCUACACGCUGGCCAGUUCAUUAACAACUUAUUUAGUGAUUUUGGUACAGUUUGAUCUGAUAAACCUCAACAUUACAAAACAUAAUUAA
Wyeomyia smithii (pitcher-plant mosquito) is the source of this 1182-nucleotide messenger RNA. Its product is annotated as putative gustatory receptor 28b. The record is from RefSeq and is a predicted model, not a curated record. Bases 1 to 1182 code for a protein of 393 amino acids. Gene Ontology annotation, biological process: sensory perception of taste. Lineage: Eukaryota; Metazoa; Arthropoda; Insecta; Diptera; Culicidae. Gene Ontology annotation, cellular component: axon; neuronal cell body; membrane. The transcript has 4 exons.